GGAAAGCAUAAAAUAGAAUCAAGCAAAAGAUUUAGUUGGGACUUGGGAUACGAAGAAGAGGAAGUAAGUGUAGUAAAGAAAAACCAAAUUAGCUCUUCUUUCUAUGAGAGAAGAGAAGAAAUAGUUUCAUUUGUAAAAGCAAAAAACAAAGUGAAGAAGAAGAAAACGGAAAUGCCUCCUCAGUUCUUCAAGAUUAUCUUAUCUCCUCAUGCCUCCAAAUUAAAUAUCCCCGAUGAAUUUGUAAUCAAGUAUGGAGCCGAUCUGCGUGAUGUUGUGUUCCUUGAGGUCCCUACUGGAGCCAUCUGGAAAGUUGAAUUAUUGCAAAACUCAAAUGGAACCAAAUACCUCAACAAUGGAUGGAACCAAUUUAAGGAAUAUUAUUCCAUUGCUAUUGGUUACUUUUUACUCUUUCAAUAUAAUGGAAACUCUCAUUUCUCUGUUUGCAUAUUUGAUUUAAGUGCUUCUGAGAUUGAAUAUCUUUCUGGACCAAAUGAACAUGAACCUCCAGUAUCCCGCCCUAAUUGUCUAGCAGAAAGGCACAGAGAGAAACCAGAUGUGGGGGAGGAUUUGACCUAUGCAACACAAAAACGUAAAAAGAGUAAAAGAAAUGGGCACUCCAAUGAAGUAGUGGAUCCGUCAACAUCGAAGGUGACAACCACGAAUCAGCACAGAACUGUAGAUUGUCGAUAUCCACUACGAAGUAAGCAACGGAAAGAUGUAAAGAUUGAAAAAGGAGAUGUGGAAGAAGGGCAUUGCAAUGAAGCACUGGAUCCCUCAACAUCGAAGGUGCACUCUAAAAAGAGAACUGCUGCCAGUUUGGAUGCAUCAAAUUGUCGGUAUCCACUACGAAGUAAGCAACUGAAAGAGGUGAAGGUUGUAAAAGGAGAUGUGGAAGACCACUGUAACAAAAUACACUUAGUGGCGGAUCCCUCAGCAACUAAGAUGACAACCACUGUCCGACAUCAUGAAAAGAAAACUAGUGCCAGUUUUGAUACGUCACAUUGUAGGUAUCCACUGCGAAACAAGCAACUGAAAGAGGUGAAGCCUGGAAAAACAAACGCAGAAAAGGAUUUGCUUUAUGUAGCACAAAAAGCAAAAAGAAAGAAGGCUAAUAAUGUGAAGCUUGAGAAAGGAGAUGCGGAAGAGCGCAGCAAAGUAGGGGAUCCCUCAGCAUCUACUACCACUAAUCAACAUAAUGAAAAGAAAACUACUACCAGUUUGGACGCAUCACAUUGCAGGUGUCCACUACGAAGUAAGCAACACAAAGAGGUGAAGCUUGAACAGUGGGAAGCAGGAGGGAACAUGCAUAACAAAACACCGGUAGCAGAUUCUCCAUAUUGUAGAAGUCAAAACCCCAGCCUUCCAGCAUCCUCUCCAAGUUGUCAGCCAGUCCGGGUGAAGCUUGAAAAACCAGAUAAUCUGUUUUGUGCAGCAGAAAAAGUAAAAGGGAGGGAGACCAACAAUGUGAAGCUUGACACAGGAGACUUGGAAGGGAAUUUGGUUGCUGCAUCUUAUAAAGGAAAAUAUUCCACAGCCUCUGAGAUGACAGUACUUGGCAAGAAAAAGAUGUUACCCUCGGAGACGCAGAAUCGGGAUAUGUACUUCAAUCCACACUUCACUGUUUCUAUGCUGCCUGCUUAUGUCUCCAGAAACUUCCAAUUGGAAAUACCUGCUGACUUUUUCAAGAAACGUGUGAAUGAAGAGGAAACCAUUGUAAAUCUACGAGUUUCUAAUGGGAGAAGUUGGCGUGCAAAGUUGUUUGAUAUUCAAUCAAAUUGUCCAAAGAUGGAAUCAUCAGGUUGGAGGGACUUUGUGAUCGACAACAAUUUAAAAGAGCAUGAUACUUGUGUCUUUGAGCUGAAUGACGGCAUUGAGCCAAUGCUACUGGAUGUGACAAUUUUCCGAGCCACAACUCCCGUUUCCUGAAAGAUAGUCAAGUCACCCAUUUUGCAAGCACUUAAGCUUUCUAUCCAUCUUGUGUAUUUUGGUGCCCUCUCCUUAUAUUUGCUACUAUUUCCUAAACGUUGUACUAACAACUGUUUAAAACUUUCCUUUUCACCUCCAGCAUAUAUGUUUACUUGUUAUUUUUUGGUUUCAUGCUGCUUUGUACUAAUUUAGAGAGCAAGUUGAAAUAUUAGUAGAAAUUAGGGUUGUCCAAA
Molecule: messenger RNA, 2159 nt
Organism: Solanum lycopersicum (tomato)
Lineage: Eukaryota; Viridiplantae; Streptophyta; Magnoliopsida; Solanales; Solanaceae
Product: B3 domain-containing protein Os01g0905400
Molecular function (GO): DNA binding
Source: RefSeq, a predicted model, not a curated record